Molecule: messenger RNA, 1906 nt
Organism: Helianthus annuus (common sunflower)
Lineage: Eukaryota; Viridiplantae; Streptophyta; Magnoliopsida; Asterales; Asteraceae
Product: NO-associated protein 1, chloroplastic/mitochondrial
Exons: 12
Coding region: 46-1746 (566 amino acids)
Molecular function (GO): GTPase activity; GTP binding
Source: RefSeq, a predicted model, not a curated record
UAAAAAAAAAAAAAAACACAUUUCAAGAAUCAAGAUCUUUAGAUAAUGAUUCCUAAAACCCUCUCCCUCACCUCCAUCUCCCCAUUCCUUCUUCCCCAAUUCAAAAUCCCCAAAUCCCACAAUCCGGGUCGGGUCACAAUCAUCUGUAAAUCAGUUAAUUCACAACCCCAACAACAAACCCAACCCGAAUUAUCAGUUUCUGGACCCGAAUCACAGGGAACCGGAGCUGCUGCCCCGACCCGAGGGGACAUCUUUCUUGAAAGACAACAGCUUUUGGCAGCUUCUUCUUCUUCUUCUUCUUCUUCUUCUCUGGUUAUUGAGAAAAAGAAGAAGAAAAAGAAGGAAAAAACAAGUGGGUCGUUGAAAGUUGCAACCUUUUGUUGUUAUGGGUGUGGGGCUCCCUUGCAGGUUUCAGAAAUGGAUGCUCCGGGUUAUGUUGACCCGGAAACUUAUGAGCUGAAGAAGAAACACCGCCAGCUCAGGACAAUUCUUUGUGGUAGGUGCCGCCUAUUAUCUCACGGACACAUGGUCACCGCUGUUGGCGGCAAUGGUGGGUAUGCAGGCGGAAAGCAAUUUGUUACUGCCGAGGAGCUUAGGGAAAAGUUACGUCACUUACGCCAUGAGAAAGCUUUAAUUGUAAAACUGGUAGACAUAGUGGAUUUCAAUGGCAGUUUUUUGGCUCAUGUACGUGAUCUUGCAGGUGCGAAUCCGAUUAUAUUAGUAGUGACAAAGGUUGACCUUCUUCCAAAAGGGACCGAUUUUAAUUGUGUUGGUGAUUGGGUUGUCGAGGCCACCAUGAGAAAGAAGCUCAAUGUUUUAAGUGUCCACUUGACAAGUUCAAAGUCAUUGGUUGGAAUUACUGGAGUCGUGUCUGAAAUUCAAAAAGAGAAGAAGGGGCGGGAUGUGUACAUCCUGGGAGCAGCUAACGUCGGAAAAUCUGCGUUCAUCAAUGCGAUAUUGAAGAUGCUGUCCGAUAAAGAUCCCGUUGCUGCAAUGGCAAGAAAAUACAAACCAAUACAAUCUGCUGUUCCUGGAACCACAGUCGGCCCAAUUCAAAUUAACGCUUUUCUUGGGGGAGGGAAAGUAUACGAUACACCUGGAGUUCAUCUUCAUCAUAGACAAGCUGCCGUGGUUCAUUCACAAGAUUUACCUGCCCUGGCUCCACGUAGUCGGCUCAGAGGUCAAUCAUUUACAAAAGAGGUUGUUAAGGAUCAAUGGGUAAGUGAGAAAACGGAGUUUAACAGCCUGACGGGUUUUUCCAUAUUCUGGGGAGGCCUUGUUCGAAUCGACGUUUUGAAGGUUCUUCCGGAAACAUGCUUAACAUUUUAUGGACCCAAGGCGGUAAAGCUUCAUAUUGUACCCACGAAUAAAGCAGAUGAUUUUUACAAGAAAGAGUUGGGAGGUCUUUUAACGCCUCCCAGUGGAGAACAAGUAGAAGAAUGGGCUGGACUUGAGACUGCUCGCCAGUUACGAAUAACGUUUGACGACACACAAAGACCUGCUUGUGAUGUGGCGAUCUCGGGUCUAGGAUGGAUAACGGUUGAAACAGUUAGCCAAGCACUUAAAGAACCCGACGCAGAUGUGAUACCAGAUGCCACAGUGAUUUCAUUAGAUGUUCAUGUUCCAAAGGCGGUUGAGAUCUUUGUUCGGCCGCCACUUCCGGUGGGGAAGGUUGGAGGAGAAUGGUAUCAAUAUAGAGAUUUGACUGAAAAAGAAGAAGAAACCAGACCCAAGUGGUAUUUUUGAAAUCCCUAUAUUCUGAAAAGUGGAAAUGUGUUUGAGCAGAAAAAAAUAUUUUAUUUUCAUCUUUUGGUUAUAGGAAUGUAGCAUAUGUGCUGUUUUUUCACCUUCAUUUUGUGUUGUAAAUGAGAUAUAAUGAUUUAAUUCAAGUCUUUCCAUACAAAAA